ACUCUUCAACCAAGUCACUGUCCAUCUCGUGCUGCUAAACCCCGCUCGCACGAACAAUGUGCGCCCUAGGCUGUCUGCGGCCAAGCAGCGAGGCAGUGCAAGCCAAUGGGCGCACGCGCCGACCCACCAACUGAGCGUCACCAGUCGUGCCAGCCUCCCUGGUCUUGUUCACAAUCUUGACCUCACCCAAGCCAUCUCACCGCCGACUUUCCGACGAGCCACCCUGCGACUGCGCCUACCCACCUGCAUGUGCGCGCUACAAUGCGCAGUCUUCCGCUCGCCAUCGUGUCGUCGUUCCUCGCAUGCGCAAAUGUCGCGACCGCCGGCGACAUGAUCGUGAAGAACCGCAUCAAGGUCCAACUAUUUGCCGCACCCGCCUUCUUCUCCGAGGUGUCCGUGGACGCGUACAACAACCAGUGCCUCUCGCUCGACAAUAACCUAAUCGAUGGACGAGUCCAGUCGAUCCUUGUCGGUGGCCAUGACGUUGCCGCGGUCCUGGUCAGAAAGGACUACUGGUAUUGCCAGUUCUUUGACAACUAUGACUGCAAAGGUGAUGACAGCGACCGCUAUCUCACGUUCGCCGAUGGCGUCAACAACUUGGCGAGCAUCGGCUGGGACUCCAAGAUCCACAGCCUGCGAUGCUGCAACCAAGAUCCAGGCCCAUGAGCAUAGUAGCACGACCAUCGCACGUGCUUCGCCAUGGCAACGACUGCCACGGCGUGAUUGCAUGGUGCGAGCGGGAGAGUGAGGCUGAAGGUGCAACAUAGUGCACACAUACCGCGACACAAGCGAGGCGUUACGGCGUUUUGAUAUAUAGUUCUGAGGCACGACCAGGCCGGUUGCAUGUCCCCACCUAGCGGGGAUUGGUGUUUUUGUUGUCGAGAAAUAUGACCGUUUGUAGCUGACAGGCGGCAGACGACGCUGGUGUUCGAAGUGCUCGACACCAGCGCAGUUCAGGUUCAUGCAUGCAGAUUCGUUUAGCCCGUACGUAGCAUUGAAGUCU
Messenger RNA from Boeremia exigua, 1003 nucleotides. RefSeq lists its product as uncharacterized. The record is from RefSeq and is a predicted model, not a curated record. The coding region runs from base 262 to 666 and encodes 134 amino acids. The transcript is spliced from 3 exons. NCBI's taxonomy places the organism in Eukaryota, Fungi, Ascomycota, Dothideomycetes, Pleosporales, Didymellaceae.